AUGGAUCCGAGUGGGAUGAUGAACGAAGGAGCACCCUUCAACCUGGCGGAGAUCUGGCAGUUUCCGUUGAACGGAGUUUCCAACGUGGCUCAACAGCUCGAGGGUUCGAAUCUAACCACCACCAUCUCCGGCAAUCAGGCGCGUAUGACCCACGCGCUCUCGCAGGCGGUGAUCGAAGGCAUCUCCGGCGCGUGGAAGCGGCGAGACGAAGAGUCCGAGUCGGCGAAGGUCAUCUCGACCAAUAACUGCAAUGGCGCGAACGAAGGUGAGAACAAAAGACAGAAGAUAGAUGAAGUGUAUGAUGGUAAAGCGGAAGCAGUAUCGCCGGAGACGAACAUGGAUCAGAAGAAGCUUGAACUAACAAAAGAUUAUAUUCAUGUUCGAGCAAGAAGAGGUCAAGCUACUGAUAGUCACAGUCUAGCUGAAAGAGCGAGAAGAGAAAAAAUAAGCGAGCGGAUGAAAAUCUUGCAAGAUCUUGUGCCAGGAUGUAACAAGGUCAUUGGAAAAGCACUUGUUCUAGAUGAGAUAAUCAACUAUAUACAAUCAUUGCAACGUCAAGUUGAGUUUUUAUCGAUGAAGCUCGAAGCAGUCAACACAAGAAUGAACCCUGGCAGCGAGGUUUUUCCACCGAAAGAGUUUGGUCAGCAAGCGUUUGAGAAUCAUGAGAUGCAGUUUGGGUCGCAAUCUACAAGGGAAUACACUAGAGGAGCAUCACCAGAGUGGUUGCAUAUGCAGAUACGUUCAGGUGGUUUUGAAAGAACAUCCUCAUAA
Molecule: messenger RNA, 771 nt
Organism: Thlaspi arvense
Lineage: Eukaryota; Viridiplantae; Streptophyta; Magnoliopsida; Brassicales; Brassicaceae
Source: the annotation of a GenBank genome assembly